UAAACGCCGCCGUCCUUUCCACGCUAUCUGUCUGUCACACCCAGCAGCGCAGCUGCCUCUCCCUCUCUCAGAGUCAUGUUUCUCUCCUGAAAAGGGAUACUGAAAUCUGAUUAGUUGCAGGGACGACGAUACGAAUCCCACGUCGAUUCCUGAAGCAAAAAUUUCCCAGUUUGAAUUUUCUCUGUUUGUUCUGCUCUCUUUACUGCUUUGCUUUUCAUCAUAGACAGUCUUCUUUUUCUCUCUCGCAGCAGCAGCUCUGCUGCUUUCCGUUUUCGUACAAAUCCCAACUAUAGCUUCCAUUUGUUUGACCCAACAUUUUCAACGGUCAAAACGGCACGCUUUUCCAUUUUGGAGCACCUCUGCUGCUGCAUACCGAUUCACCCCAUUUGCUUUUAUGGACAAUCAAAGUAAGAUUGGCUUUCGCUAAAGUCAGCCUCAAACACUACAACUGGACUUCUCUCAUAUGGUUCUACACUUUUAGCCUUCGGUCAGUUAAGUUUGUUAUUCGGAGCAUGUAUCACGCAAAGAAAUUCUCGAUGACGAGUUUAGUGCCUCACAAAGGUCAAGGUGGAGGUGGUGAGCCGGUUUCAACGGGUGCUGGAGUCUCGGGGGGAUGUGCUACUGUCGUGAUAAAAAACUCAACGCCUGCUGCUUCUGCUGGGGGAACUGGGAAGCAACGUUUGCGCUGGACUUCCGACCUUCACGACCGUUUUGUCGACGCCAUCAGUCAACUUGGCGGACCAGAUAGGGCUACACCGAAAGGUGUUCUGAGAGUGAUGGGUGUACCUGGACUUACCAUCUAUCAUGUGAAAAGUCAUUUACAGAAGUAUCGCCUUGCAAAGUAUCUUCCGGAAUCUCCUGGUGAUGGUAAAGCUUCAGGUUUUAAUGAUGAGAAGAAAAGUUCUGGAGACAGCCUUUCUGCCACAGAUUCUUCACCGGGAAUGCAAAUUAAUGAGGCACUGAGGAUGCAAAUGGAGGUUCAGAAGCGUCUUCAUGAACAGCUUGAGGUACAAAGACAGUUGCAAAUGAGAAUAGAAGCUCAGGGAAAAUACUUGCAGAAGAUCAUUGAGGAGCAGCAGAAAAUAGGUGGUGCACCGGAAGCUUCUGAGACUUCCGCAUUGGAUGAUGACAAACAAAAGACAUCUCAUUCAGAAUCACCCGGUGAUGAUUCUGCAGGGCCCUCUUCUCCCCAGAAGAAACAAAUGGUGGAUGAUGGACUUACAGUUGGCCUUGCCUCCUCAGCAACACCAAAACGUGAUCAAAACAAAGAGUUUGUUAAUCAUUGGGAUCAGGAACUUUUAUGGAAGUGAUGAUGGGUUUGGAUCAGUCUUGGGGACUGAGUUCAAGGAGGGAGAAGCUGGCGUAGCGCAGAGAGCACCCCAUGAACUGGUUUGUGUGAGGUUCAAAAAUAUAGUGUACUCCCCAUUGUUAAUGUUUAUGAUGUUUGUGGCAGAAAUUAUAUACCAUGAUUUGUGUAAAUCUAUACGUGCACUCCCUUUGUAGAUAAUGAUCAAAUACAGAAUUCCUAGUUAAUCUCU
Juglans regia (Persian walnut) is the source of this 1538-nucleotide messenger RNA. Its product is annotated as myb family transcription factor PHL7-like. The coding region runs from base 513 to 1310 and encodes 265 amino acids. The transcript is spliced from 7 exons. Gene Ontology annotation, molecular function: DNA binding; DNA-binding transcription factor activity. Lineage: Eukaryota; Viridiplantae; Streptophyta; Magnoliopsida; Fagales; Juglandaceae. The record is from RefSeq and is a predicted model, not a curated record.